This is a messenger RNA of Ctenocephalides felis (cat flea), 788 nucleotides long. RefSeq names its product peptidyl-prolyl cis-trans isomerase 5-like. Gene Ontology annotation, molecular function: peptidyl-prolyl cis-trans isomerase activity. The record is from RefSeq and is a predicted model, not a curated record. Gene Ontology annotation, cellular component: intracellular membrane-bounded organelle. NCBI's taxonomy places the organism in Eukaryota, Metazoa, Arthropoda, Insecta, Siphonaptera, Pulicidae. Gene Ontology annotation, biological process: protein folding; protein peptidyl-prolyl isomerization. The coding region runs from base 114 to 737 and encodes 207 amino acids. The transcript has 4 exons.
GUUUGUACAACACCAUCGGCUUGUUUCAAAAGAUACAUCACAUCCAAAGCAGGAUUCCACAACUUGUCAUUAAUAUCUCGGUCUCUUCACUGAGACGGUAAAAGAAUUUCAAAAUGGGUUACUUUUAUUGUAUAUCACUUUUAUGCCUGUUCACUAUAGUUAGCUGUAAUACCGGAUUAGAUCCUAAAGGUCCAAAAGUUACUCAUGAGGUAUACUUUGACAUCAGCAUUGGUGGUGAACCCGCAGGCCGUGUUUUGAUCGGCCUUUUUGGGGGCACUGUACCCAAAACAGUUGAAAAUUUCGUAGAAUUGUCCAAGAAACCUAAAGGUGAAGGAUACAAAGGCAGUAAAUUCCACCGUGUCAUCAAGGACUUCAUGAUUCAAGGUGGUGACUUCACCAGGGGAGAUGGAACUGGAGGCCGCUCAAUUUACGGAGAACGUUUUGCGGAUGAAAACUUUAAGUUGAAGCAUUAUGGUGCUGGAUGGUUGUCCAUGGCAAAUGCUGGCAAAGACACUAAUGGAUCUCAAUUCUUCAUCACUACAAAAGCCACUGGCUGGUUAGAUGGACGUCAUGUUGUAUUCGGAAAAGUGAUCAAGGGAAUGGAUGUGGUGAGGAAAAUUGAAUCAACAUCAACAGAUUCCAGAGACAAACCACAACGUGAUGUUGAAAUUGUAGACUCUGGUGCUGAAGCUGUUUCUGAACCCUACGGUGUGGCUAAAGAAGAUGCAACUAAUUAAAUGAUUUAUUACUUUUGAUAAUUUUUUAAUCACUUCUAAGAACAAAUUGUA